AUGUCGCUGUCGCGCUCGGAGGAGAUGCACCGGCUGACAGAAAAUGUCUACAAGACCAUCAUGGAGCAGUUCAACCCCAGCCUGCGCACCUUCAUCGCCAUGGGCAAGAACUACGAGAAGGCGCUGGCAGGUGUGACCUACGCCGCCAAGGGCUACUUCGACGCCCUCGUGAAGAUGGGGGAGCUCGCCAGCGAGAGCCAGGGCUCCAAGGAACUCGGCGACGUGCUUUUCCAGAUGGCCGAGGUGCACCGGCAGAUCCAGAACCAGCUGGAGGAGACGCUGAAGUCCUUUCACAAUGAGCUGCUCACCCAGCUGGAGCAGAAGGUGGAGCUGGACUCCAGGUACCUGAGUGCCGCGCUCAAGAAGUACCAGACGGAGCAGCGGAGCCGGGGGGACGCGCUGGACAAGUGCCAGGCCGAGCUGAAGAAGCUGCGCAAGAAGAGCCAGGGCAGCAAGAACCCGCAGAAGUACUCGGACAAGGAGCUGCAGUACAUCGACGCCAUCAGCAGCAAGCAGGGCGACCUGGAGAACUACGUGUCCGAUGGCUACAAGACGGCGCUGACCGAGGAGCGGCGCCGCUUCUGCUUCCUGGUGGAGAAGCAGUGCGCCGUGGCCAAGAACUCCGCCGCCUACCACUCCAAGGGCAAGGAGCUGCUGGCGCAGAAGCUGCCGCUCUGGCAGCAGGCGUGCGCCGACCCCAACAAGAUCCCGGACCGGGCCGUGCAGAUGCUGCAGCAGCUGGCCAGCAGCAACGGCGUCCUGCCCGGCGCCCUGUCUGCCUCCAAGUCCAGCCUGGUCAUCUCGGACCCCAUCCCGGGCGCCAAGCCCCUGCCGGUGCCGCCCGAGCUGGCCCCGUUCGUGGGGCGGCUGUCCGCCCAGGAGACCGCGCCCGUCAUGAACGGCGUCGCGGGCCCGGACGGCGAGGACUACAGCCCCUGGGCCGACCGCAAGGGCGCGCAGCCCAAGUCCGCGUCCGCGCCGCAGGCCAAGAUGAGCGACUCGUACUCCAACACGCUGCCCGUGCGCAAGAGCGUGGCCCCCAAGAGCAGCUACGCCGCCACCGAGAACAAGACGCUGCCCCGCUCCAGCUCCAUGGCGGCCGGCCUCGAGCGCAACGGCCGCACGCGGGUGAAGGCCAUCUUCUCGCACGCCGCGGGCGACAACAGCACCCUGCUGAGCUUCAAGGAGGGCGACCUCAUCACCCUGCUGGUGCCCGAGGCCCGCGACGGCUGGCACUACGGCGAGAGCGAGAAGACCAAGAUGCGGGGCUGGUUCCCCUUCUCCUACACGCGGGUGCUGGACAGCGACGGGGGCGACAGGGUGCACGCGAGCCUGCAGCCGGGCAAGAGCAGCAGCACAGGCAACCUCCUGGACAAGGACGACCUGGCCCUCCCGCCACCCGACUACGGCCCCUCCUCCCGCGGCUUCCCCCCCCAGGCGGCCAGCACCUUCAAGCAGAGGCCCUACAGCAUGGCCGUGCCCGCCUUCUCGCAGGGUCUGGACGACUACGGGGCGCGGGCUGUGAGCAGGAACCCCUUCGUCAGGGUCCAGCUGAAGCCGACGGCGACCAAGGACAGGUCUGCCCCCCUCCUCAGCUGA
This is a messenger RNA of Pipistrellus nathusii (Nathusius's pipistrelle), 1599 nucleotides long. The record is from the annotation of a GenBank genome assembly. Lineage: Eukaryota; Metazoa; Chordata; Mammalia; Chiroptera; Vespertilionidae.